CACUCUACCGCUUAAGUUUGUGAUAAGCAAGAACGUAACAAAACAACAGUUUGUUUAGUAAGAAAAAAAGAAAUUUAGGAAUGGCUCCUGAAUUAUUGAGCGGUGGUAAGAGAGGAUAUGUAACGUUUUUGGCUGGGAAUGGUGAUUAUGUGAAGGGAGUGGUGGGGCUGGCCAAGGGGUUGCGCAAAGUCAAGGCUAAGUAUCCCUUGGUGGUGGCGGUUCUGCCGGACGUGCCGGAGGAGCACCGGGAAUUGCUGAGGUGGCAGGGGUGUCUUGUCAAAGAGAUCCAACCUGUUCACCCACCUCACAAUCACACCCACUUUGCUAUGGCUUACUAUGUCAUCAACUACUCCAAACUAAGGAUUUGGGAGUUUGUGGAGUAUAAGAAGAUGAUAUAUUUGGAUGGGGACAUUCAAGUGAUGGAGAAUAUAGAUCAUCUAUUCGAGAUGGAGGACUCGUUCUUUUACGCAGUGAUGGAUUGUUUCUGCGAGCAGACAUGGAGCCACACGGCGCAGCAUAAGAUUGGGUAUUGCCAGCAAAGGCCGAAUGAGGUUGAAUGGCCUUCCCAGUUAGGCCCCAAGCCUCCUCUUUACUUCAACGCCGGCAUGUUCGUUUAUGAGCCCAAUUUGAGCACUUACCAUUCUCUCCUCUCCACUCUCAACCUUACCCCUCCCACCCCUUUCGCCGAACAGGACUUUUUGAACAUGUUCUUCAAGGAGAAAUACAAGCCAAUUCCACCGGUUUACAACCUGGUGAUGGCGAUGCUAUGGCGCCAUCCAGAAAACGUGGAGCUCGACAAAGUCAAGGUGGUUCACUACUGCGCUGCCGGUUCGAAGCCAUGGAGGUACACAGGCAAGGAGGAGAACAUGGAGAGGGAAGACGUAAAGAUGCUCGUCAAGAAAUGGUGGGAAAUUUACGACGACGAGACCCUCGACUUCAUCAACUAUAAGACCGAUGAUGGUGAUACCAAUGCCCGACAGCCUUUCCUAGCGGCACUGUCGGAAGCUGGACUCGUUCAUUACCACACUGCCCCAUCCGCAGCUUAAUUUGAUGUUUGAGCUUGACUUAAUAACAUUCAUAUAAAAUAUACGAACAUAUUAUUGGUAUAAUAUGUGUAUCUUGUUAAUUAUUUUUUUUUCCAAUAUGAGCAUAGUUCAGUUUGAACUAAUGUUAAGUUUGUAUUAAUGAGAGAUUGUUGUUAUGGUAGGGAAUUAUUAAUAUGAGAGUUUUAAUAUGUAAAUUAGAGUGCUUUGGGAGGAUUUUAUGUAUUACUUUUCUUUUGUAACCGUUGGGGGUUCUUUAUUUUUAAAUUUAUUUAUGUAUUUGUAUAUAAAAUAUGUACAACAAAUUUUAUUUCAAGCUAA
Benincasa hispida (wax gourd) is the source of this 1364-nucleotide messenger RNA. Its product is annotated as galactinol synthase 2-like. Gene Ontology annotation, molecular function: glycosyltransferase activity. The record is from RefSeq and is a predicted model, not a curated record. Lineage: Eukaryota; Viridiplantae; Streptophyta; Magnoliopsida; Cucurbitales; Cucurbitaceae.